CCUUUUCUCCAACAUCAUUCCAACACUUCUCGGGCCACAGUGAGACCUUUUCAUAUUGUGUGAUCUGUGACCAAUUUGGCCUUAUGAGAUCCAGGUUGAUCGUUGACGUUGAGCUCAGACGGAGCUCAGAAAACACCGCCACACUGGUUUCCUUCAUGUCACGACACAGUCGCCCAGCAAGUCGCACAGCAAGUCGCCCAGCGAGCAGCGAUGACUGUGACGUACUCUCGAAGGGUUGCUGAUGCAGGUCUGGGGACCUUCUUUCACCUGCUUCUGCGUUGGAAGGGCAGCAUUUAUAAACUGCUCUAUCGGGAGCUCAUCAUCUUCACUCUUCUCUACUACUUCUUCAGUAUUGUUUAUAGGUUUGUGUUAAACGAUGACCAGAAGAGGCUGUUCGAGAAGCUGUCCAUAUACUGUGACCGCUAUGCUGAGCUCAUCCCAGUGUCUUUUGUGCUGGGUUUCUACGUCACCUUGGUCGUGUCCCGUUGGUGGGGCCAGUUUGAGAACGUCCCCUGGCCGGACCGCUUGGCGGCGUUAGUGGGUGGUCAUGUUCGGGGAACCGACGAGGCCUCCAGACUGACCCGCCGAACUCUGAUGCGAUAUGCCAACCUCUCUGGUGUGCUCAUCUACCGCUCUGUCAGCACCGCCGUCUACAAGCGGUUUCCCACCAUGAAGCAUGUGGUGCAGGCAGGGUUGAUGACAUCAGAUGAGCUGAGGUACCUGGAGGACUUGCGCUCUCCUCACAACAAGUUCUGGGUCCCCUGCAUGUGGUUCAUCAGCCUGGCUCUGAGGGCUCGGACCGAGGGCCGCAUCAACAACGACGUGGCUCUCACCGCCAUUCUCGCUGAGUUGAACAGCUUACGGGCGAAGUGUAUGAAGCUGUAUGGUUACGACUGGAUCAGCCUGCCGCUUGUCUAUACUCAGGUGGCGACCGUGGCGGUCUACAGCUUCUUCCUGGCUUGUCUGAUUGGUCGUCAGUUCUUGGAUCCAGCUCAAGGUUACUCGGGCCACGAUCUGGACUUCUACCUGCCGGUUUUCACCCUGCUGCAGUUUUUCUUCUAUGUCGGUUGGCUGAAGGUGGCCGAGCAACUCAUAAAUCCGUUUGGUGAAGAUGAUGACGACUUUGAAACCAACUGGCUCGUCGAUCGCAAUUUACAGGUGUCCUUGCUGUCUGUGGAUGAGAUGUACGACAGCCUGCCGCUGGUUGAGAGGGAUAUGUACUGGAAUGAGUGUGAACCUCAGCCUCCCUACACUGCUGCCAGUGCUGAACACCGCAAACCCUCCUUCAUGGGCUCAGCCCUGGACAUCAGUGUUUCCAAGGAGGAGAUGGAGUUUCAAUCCAAUCUGGAGCAAAUCAAAGAACACGAGGAAGCCAACUACUCCACCCCGCUGCUCGGAGGGCUGGGCCGUCUCCUCGGUGUCCAGUCCCCGAACUUUCCUCGCUCCUCCCGGGUCUCUCUGCUGCGCCGCCGCCCUGGAGCUCCACUGAGCCGCUUCCCUCUCUACCUGUACCCAGAGGCUCCAUCAACUCCAAGUCAAAGCCGCCAGCCUUUGAACCACGAGCGAGAUCCAGACUACGCCUUCUCCACCAUGCCCUUGCACGAGAGGCCGGGUUUCUACAGCUGCCCACAGACGCCCAUCCACUGUGGGCCCCCGGCGGUGCCUCGCCCGAGACCUGCCCGGCGAACUCCGAACGACUGGGACCGCAGCUGCAGCUCUCUGGCCCCUCAGAUGGUUGGCUCACAGCUGCUGCUUCCCGACACCCCCAACCACGUCCCCCCACCACCGUCCUCUGCUUUUCCGUGGCUGAGUGAAGAUGGCGAGGUCCCAAGUGCCCCGAUGUUCUCGUUCCCAGACCCUCCACCUGAACUCUGCCCAAUAUCUAAACUCAGACCUGGACGCGGCCUGCUGUCUCGCCGCCCUCCACCUCCCCGCCUCACUCUGGACCCCCUCCCCUCAGCUGACAGCCAGGCCGGGCCCCCAAGUGCGCGCACUGCAGGUAACGGUGGAGAGAGGGUGUUCUCGUUCCCUCCUCCUUCUCGAACCGCGGCUACAAAUCCUGUUACUCCCACCAGCAGCCCGAGCAGCAUUAAUGCAACAACAAGCACCAACGGCGCUGGCACGGCGGCAAGUCUCUGCAACGGGACAAGUCACACAAAUUUUAGUAACCAUGGGAACUUCAGCACCAACGCGAGAUCAAGCAACGGGGGCACCAAUGGUGGGCUGAGCAAUAACAUGAACACAGUUUCCACUUCGCCGCCAUCGCAGCAAGAAGCCAAUCAGCAACUCUCACCCAAUGAUUCAGGAAUCUCAUUGGCUGAAGGGGACCUGCUGGGCGUUUUGCUGGACGGUGGCGUGAAGAAGGUGCAGGACUGAGAAAACAAGGUGUGACGGUUUUUGUGGCAUUCAAAAUAUUUCACACAAACAUGCACUAAUUUAUGCUCCAUCUGAACUGCAUUAGUCAUCUGGAGCCCGACACACAAUUCAUUCGUAUUUUUAACAGAGCAGAGUUAAUCUCUACUUUGUGUUAAACUCUGAUAGAAAAAUGAACCUUCUUGUAACAACUUUUGAGAUUUAACAGUUGAAGGAAAAAUAAUAAAGUCUUUAGUUACUUCUGAAACUCAACGAAAAGAAGCCAACAUGUGUAUAUUAUAGUCUUUUCAGUAUUGCUCAGUGCACUCUUAAAUAAAUCGUGUCGAACAUGUUAUGUUUUUGGUUUGUUUUUGUCAAUAAAAAUUAUAAUCUUGAAA
This is a messenger RNA of Pseudoliparis swirei, 2750 nucleotides long. It is a transcript of the gene best1, whose product is annotated as bestrophin 1. The transcript has 10 exons. The coding region runs from base 211 to 2376 and encodes 721 amino acids. NCBI's taxonomy places the organism in Eukaryota, Metazoa, Chordata, Actinopteri, Perciformes, Liparidae. The record is from RefSeq and is a predicted model, not a curated record. Gene Ontology annotation, molecular function: chloride channel activity.